CACAUGAAACAGCAAAAAUUCAAAAUUUUUCAAUAUCAAUAGUCCGGCAGCAAGCGACACGUUGUGAGCUAAAAUCAACUCCAACUCAAAACAUUACAAAAUCCAACGUUUUCCGGAUAUGCAGCCAUUGUGAACGUGCAAGCAAUUAAAUAAUUAACACGUUUGCGUCGCCUUGCCGGCUACCAUCCACCCACUUGUUGUAAAAAGAACUUAUUUGUUUUGCUAAGUUUUAGUCAGUUAAAUCUAUAUUAUUAUUGGUCAAGAAAAUUCCCCAAGGUAUACACCGAUCUGGCCACAUUGUGACGAAAUAUAUUCCCGUGCUGCUCGAUUGAACUGCUGUUCUGUUGGUCGUUUUACAACACACGCGCACACUUACACAAUACACCCUCGACUGUUAGUUGUGCUUGUCUCUUUCUCCCUUACUGCCUACCAAUUGUUCAGCGCAAUCAUUUCAUCUCACUUCUGCUCGUACUGCUUCUGUAUUGGUCAGCCAUUCUGAGAGCGAAAAUAUUCAAUUCGGAUGAGCGAAUUCACGAUUAGUGAAAUAGUCGCCGUAGUUGUCGUCGUCGGUUCGGUCGCCGUUUUGUGCUGCGAUAUUUCUAGACAAGGAACACAAAUUAAAUAGAGGAAAAAUAUAAUAAAGAAGAGGAGAAAAUAGGCAAAAACUACUCAGUUUUUGUAGCUUUUCGUUUAAUUAUUUAAACUAUUUCGGUUAUUUGUGCACAUUGACAGAGAGAGAUCAAAAGAAAACCAAAAAAACGAACACCAACCCAACUACACACACACACACAAACCAGAAAAAUCAAAUUUCAAUCAGAAAAUGGCGUUAAAAAGAAUCAAUAAGGAACUGCAAGAUCUGGGCAGAGAUCCACCUGCACAAUGUUCAGCUGGUCCAGUUGGAGAUGACUUAUUUCACUGGCAAGCUACAAUAAUGGGCCCGCCGGACAGCCCUUAUCAAGGAGGUGUAUUUUUCUUAACUAUACAUUUUCCAACAGACUAUCCCUUUAAACCACCAAAAGUGGCUUUUACAACACGCAUAUACCAUCCAAACAUCAACAGCAAUGGUUCGAUUUGUCUCGAUAUAUUAAGAUCUCAGUGGUCGCCAGCAUUAACUAUUUCAAAAGUCUUAUUAUCAAUUUGCUCUCUACUCUGUGAUCCCAAUCCAGAUGAUCCGCUUGUUCCAGAGAUUGCCAGAAUAUAUAAAACCGAUCGGGAAAAAUACAAUGAGCUGGCACGAGAGUGGACUAGAAAGUAUGCUAUGUGAUGCGUUCCAGAAUGCAGUCCAACAACAAAAACAACAACAACAAAAACAAUAAUAAUAAAAACAGCAAAAGCAGCAGCAGCAGCAACAACAACAAAAACAACAACAAUAGCAAUAACAACAGCAGAAUUAACAGGAGAUACAACAACAACAAGAACAGCAAAAAAGAUAACACCAUUUAAUAAUAAAAAUAGUUAUAGCUGCAGCCGCGUCAGCGUUAAUGGCAAUGGCCGCCGUGCGGUUGACCACAAUAAAAAUGCUUACAACAACACCAGCAAGAAGAAGAGCAGCAACAAUAUCAGCAAGAACCGCGGACGCGACAACAGCAGCAACCAGAAGCAAAGUAACAUCAUGAGCAGCAGCAGCAGUAACAACAACAACAACAACAACAACAAGAAGGUCAUCCAAUGCCAUCUUCAAUGCUAUCUUCGCCAUCGCCGUCAUCUCAGCCGCCGCCGUCGCCGCCUCUGUAGCCGCAACAACAACAUUAGCAUUAUCAUCAAAUUUGGGAGCAGCUUCAAUGAAAACAUGCAAAAGGACGAGGAGGAGGAGGAGGACGAUGAAUGGUGGUGGUGGUGGGUGAACGAUGACGAACGAUGGCAACGAUGUGGCAAGAAUAGCAGCAGCAACAACAACAACAUCUAAAUGAUGCUGCAACUUACUGGCAAGAAGAGAAACAACUGGCAGAGAUUGUAGCAACAGCAACAACAACAACAACAAGAAACACAGAACAGAACAGAGAACAGCAUAAACAACAGAAAGAAAAUAAUUUAAUAAUAAUUACUGAGAAAAAAAAAAAAGAAAAAUUAUGUAAGCAUUAAACAUUUAAAGCUAAAGAACAGCUAUCAACAUCAGCAUCAACACAUAAGUUUAAAUACAAA
Drosophila willistoni is the source of this 2142-nucleotide messenger RNA. RefSeq names its product ubiquitin-conjugating enzyme E2-17 kDa (gene eff). The transcript has 6 exons. Gene Ontology annotation, biological process: protein polyubiquitination; ubiquitin-dependent protein catabolic process. Bases 821 to 1264 code for a protein of 147 amino acids. The record is from RefSeq and is a predicted model, not a curated record. Gene Ontology annotation, molecular function: ubiquitin conjugating enzyme activity. NCBI's taxonomy places the organism in Eukaryota, Metazoa, Arthropoda, Insecta, Diptera, Drosophilidae. Gene Ontology annotation, cellular component: nucleus.